AUGACAGACCUGGUCAUCUUCGACUUCGACGGCACAAUCUUCGACACCCGCGAAGCAAUCCAACAUGCAGCAACCCUAACCUUCACCACUCUCCUCCCCACCCACGAAAUCCCCCGCUCCAAAGCCCGCCGGCUGAUGUCCACCGGCGCCGGCCUCCCAGAGACCUUCCUUGCCCUCCACCCAGACCCCGCAACCUUCGACGAGGAAACAUGGGUCACGACCUACCGCUCCCUCUACGCGACGCACGAGGAGAAAUUCACCAGCCCGUUCCCGGGUCUGCGAGAACUUCUAGCGGGGCUUCAGUCGCGACGGAUCCCCAUCGCGAUCGUGAGCAACAAGGCGGUCCCCGCGAUCAAGGCGGCGUUGGAGCGAACGGGGGUAUUGGAGUUCGUCCCCGAGACGCUCAUCAUCGGAGAUCGGACGCCGGGGUCGAAGAGGAAGCCGGACCCGUCGAGUUUCACGGAGGUGCUGGUGCCGAGGUUGAAGACGUUAUACGGGGAGGGGUUCGAGCUGGACGCGGCCAAGGUGCUUAUGGUUGGCGAUACGAUUACGGAUCUCAAGUAUGCGCGCAAUAUCGGGGCGAGGGUAUGUUGGUGUCGGUUUGGGCAGGGCGACAAGGAGGAAUGCGAAGCGUUCAAGGCGGAUUAUGCGGUGGAUUCGUUGGCUGAGGUUCUUGAUAUCGCAGUGAAGGAAUAA
This is a messenger RNA of Aspergillus thermomutatus, 696 nucleotides long. Its product is annotated as HAD family hydrolase. The transcript has a single exon. Bases 1 to 696 code for a protein of 231 amino acids. The record is from RefSeq and is a predicted model, not a curated record. NCBI's taxonomy places the organism in Eukaryota, Fungi, Ascomycota, Eurotiomycetes, Eurotiales, Aspergillaceae. Gene Ontology annotation, biological process: dephosphorylation; DNA repair. Gene Ontology annotation, molecular function: phosphoglycolate phosphatase activity.